AAGUACAUGGCCAUUAUUGUGACCAAGUAUCCAGUUAUAAUGAGUAGAUAUUUGCCAAUUUCGAAAACUAUAUGUCCCGUGAACAUCGGGCUUUUAUCAUUUAUCUGCUAUCGAUAUCAAAUGGACUUAUAACAUGGGCUCAGAUUUUCAUAAUCGGUCAAUAAAUAUCAAUUUAAUGUCUCCCAUAUUUCGAAGUUUUUGAUAGAAACUUGAUUGCAUCGCUGAAAAGCAGUGAUUGUAGCAAUAACGAUCAUAUUUGAGAACAUAUCGAUUGAGAGAAAUAUCUUAUAAAUUCAUGCCAAAUGAUUAUUUUCUCAGUUUUCGUAUUUACACGGAAGUUGCUUCAAUUAUAAUUUGUGCUACGGCAAUAACAAACAAACCAGUUAGGUGACAAUAGUUUCAUUUAACUUCAUUUUAUAGUUUGAUUUACGUGUGGUUGUUCGAGUUUUGUCAAAAUAAUCAGUUUCGACCAGCAAAAACACUUCAGUUGUAUUGAAAAUCAAUCUGUUGUCACAUUAAAAUAACUUUUCUUUUGUCAUAGUUAAAUAGGCUGACCAACUGUUCAAUUACAGCGCAAGAAAUAUUUCUUCAAAUCGAAAUGCGAUUUUCUAGCUUAUCAAUUUUUACGUUCUGGCUUUUUUGUUGCGUCCCAAUAUCUUCCGAAGUGCAACAUUCCAUGGCUAAAAAAGAAAUGGUGGGACCACUUAUGAAAGACGAGAGCAUAUCUUCUGGAGUAACUGAAGCUGAAUAUUCUAUGCCCCAAACAGAACUGGAUGGUGUUUUGAAAACUGGAGAAACUUGCGCUGCUGAGGAUAGAAAUUUAGAGCCAUUAUGUCCAGGAACAACUGUCAGUCGAAAGUGGAGCCCAGACGCAGAAGAGGAUUCGUAUCAAUCCUUCGAGUGGCUCCACGCUCAGAUAGACGACGACAAAGACGGAGAGUUAGACGCGAGAGAGACCGGCGACUUCAUAGCCGAGGAGUUGCAAGGGGGAAGUGGGGCUAAGCAGAAGCAUGAGUCACUACACAGCAAACAUGACUCAUUGAUUAGUCUGCAGGAACUGUGGGACAACUGGAAAGUGACAGGAGUUCAUAAUUGGACCACUUCGGAUGUGGAAGAGUGGCUUACAAGCUACGUUGAACUCCCGCAGUAUAGUCAGGUUUUCCGGAAAUUCAGAAUUGACGGAAGAUCCCUUCCAAGACUGUGUAUGACUUCGAACAACAGUUUGCUCCAGAAACUUGGAAUUGUCAACCGAUCACAUCAAAGGAAGAUCUCGUUAAAAGCAACAGAUUUGGUCUUAUUUGGUCUGCCGAGAAAAAAUACACUUCUGAAAGAUAUUGUUCUUAUUGCAGGACUAAUAACAUCAUCCUUAGCUUGUUGGUAUUUAUUUUGGCAAUAUAACUACAGCCAAAAACAGCUGAAAAAAGUGAUGAAAGAUUUAACCAGCUUACAACAAGCGGAAGAAUCUUUGAACCAAACGCAAAAACAGAUAGCCAAUCAGAAUGAAGAGAAUAUUAACCAAUUAAAAUUGGCGUCUGUGAAAAAACCACCUGAAGAGUUUGCCAAUGGGGAAUUAAUAAAGCGUCAUAGUUUGGUUUCAGAAGAAGAAUUGUUGCUUAAAUUAGCUCAAAAAGACGAGCAAAAUACAGCACUGAAAAACGAGGUGGAAAAAUUGCAAACAAUGUUACGAGAACAAAGCUUAGAACGGCUAUCUGCAGUUUCAAGUAAUGGAUUCGAAAUACCGCCUUUACUGGUUGAAUGGCUUCAAAUCACUCAUGAAGUUGAAAUGAAACAUUUCUUAGCACGGAAAAAAGUCGCGGAACAGCAGUUGGAAAUUGCAAAAUUACAUGGAGAAAAAUUAACGAAAAAGCGAAAUACUUUCUUAGGAGCGUUACAAGUUGCUCACGGAACGGGAUUGUCGGGAAUAGAUAACGAGAUUUUACGAGCCCGAACGGCGCUUACCGAAGUUACGAAUGAUUUACAUGAACGAACGACCCGAUGGCACGCUCUGGAGUCGAUACUAGGUCGGCCCAUUUGCAGAAAUAGCGGAAUGAAAGAGUUGCGAAAAUACGUGGCGAAUUAUGAAAAUAUAAUGAAAAGUGUCAAUUCAGGCGUUGGUUUCGGAAGUAUUUUAAACCAUCAUAAUUCGAGUGGGUUUCAUCAUUCGGGCAUGCAAUUGGUGUCGCCCCCAUUUAGCAGUGCUCAAAGUAGCUCGGCGUUUUCGAGGUCGGCGAGUCAACCUAAUUUCAAUCUCAGGUGUGUUUCCAGCUUGCCGAAGGGAGGUCCCAUUUACGCCGGAAGCACCACUGAUGAUGUCUCAUCGCUACCCGAAAGUGACUCAACUACAAUCAAUACAAUCGAUCCGAGACAGCGAGCUCGGCUUCUGACUCAAAAUGACGGAUUGAUUUCGCCGAUUCCGAUCGGUCAACGACAACAGAAGCUUCCAACCAGGAGUAAAAUGGCACUGGCAGUACUGCCCGAAGAUCGACCAAACGAUCCAGGAGAGCUUCUUAAUGGUAGCGGCGUGAACACGGGGACUAUCUCAAGUGUAACAACGCCUUCAAGUGUGGCUGGGGUUGCUAGUGGCAUGAACAAACUACCCAAUUCGAAAUCGACUGUCUCAUUUGCAGAAGACAAUGAGUCUACAAUUACGGGUGCUGGGAGUGCAGGAAGUGAGACUAGUAGCCGAUUGUUCAAUAUUUCGAAAGAGAAGCGCUUUUCAACGGGACAGGAAACUGACGAAACUACUUCGCUCGGCUCAGUCUCAAUAUUGUCGGCUAUUUCGACUGACGACCAAAUGAGCAGUUCAACUCACAAGUCUUCCCCGCAACUGCCAAUCAUGACGUCACCAGGCAACCAAAAAGACAGCAGGACCAAAAAGAGCAAAAAUGAUGAAAGCAAAAAGAGCCAUCGAGUGCUCAAACACAGCAAUACAUUUGACGGCAAUUUAAGCGAAAAUGAAACCGCGAAAAAGAAGCAUAAAAAAGGUUUGCUAAAAAGACUCUUAACUUCAAACUCACAGAAAUCGAAAUCUUAUAACUCGUCUUUGGGCAAAAGCAGUUCAAAAGAACAUGAGCUUGAAAGCUCGAGGACUAACAGUCUAAGAGAUACUAUUACCAAUGAGUAAUGAUUUAUAAUCUAGUUAAUUGAGUAAAAUUCGGUAAUCUGGUGAAAUUCAAGCGCAAUAUUUCAGUCGACAUUAAAGAAAGGAUUUUGGGAACAAGUCGCCCCUAUGGUAUCUAUUAAAUAAGCUCACAUCCACGACGAACUAUGU
Messenger RNA from Symsagittifera roscoffensis, 3271 nucleotides. RefSeq names its product stromal interaction molecule homolog. Gene Ontology annotation, cellular component: endoplasmic reticulum; plasma membrane. The record is from RefSeq and is a predicted model, not a curated record. Lineage: Eukaryota; Metazoa; Xenacoelomorpha; Acoela; Convolutidae. The coding region runs from base 599 to 3124 and encodes 841 amino acids. Gene Ontology annotation, molecular function: calcium channel regulator activity; calcium ion binding; protein binding. Gene Ontology annotation, biological process: activation of store-operated calcium channel activity; store-operated calcium entry; intracellular calcium ion homeostasis. The transcript is spliced from 7 exons.